Podospora pseudopauciseta is the source of this 2623-nucleotide messenger RNA. RefSeq lists its product as uncharacterized. Gene Ontology annotation, biological process: proteolysis. Lineage: Eukaryota; Fungi; Ascomycota; Sordariomycetes; Sordariales; Podosporaceae. Gene Ontology annotation, molecular function: dipeptidyl-peptidase activity; serine-type exopeptidase activity. The coding region runs from base 941 to 2623 and encodes 560 amino acids. The transcript has 3 exons. The record is from RefSeq and is a predicted model, not a curated record.
GAGAUCUGAUGUCUGGAUGACGUGGUUCCGAUAACUCGGUUCCUGCAGAAGCGUCUCUUGGCAACUGAAGAAUCUUCACACAAACCGCCUUCCAAUGUUUUGUGGGCAGACACAGCUCUGGCGAAAACAAUGAUCGGACGAACCCCACCAACCACUGCCAACCUCAACGUUUCAUCGACAUUUUCCGCAGGCUGAUCUUCUGUAAACAACAUCUCAUCCAAUGAACUGUCCCAAGUGAGGCGUUCUUGGGCGGGUUGCUGACGACAACCCCGCCCAAUAUAUUCCCCGAAUCCCACAGUCCGUCCCAGAUUUUCACCACCACGUUGCCCUUGGCCGCUCCCGAAGGCCGAGACAACUUACAUCCGGUAUCGAUAGCAAUGGCAGCUUUGAAACGCAGUGGCUUACUGCACGCUGCACCUACCCGGCACUUCCUCCACAAAAAUCAGGUACAGCAUUGAGCUUGUCAGGCACCUUUCCGCUGGCAGAACCGGGUGGUUCGGGAGAUGGGCUGGGAUCAUCCUCUUUGCCCUGGUUACACUGCCCUCGACCUCUUCUGCAUGUAGGCACCCAACCACCAAUGGCGGCUGUCAAUGCACGGCUUUUGCUUGCUGAUUUGGCGGCGGCAGAUAGUCCAUGACGAUGGCGAGCUGCAUAUCAGUGGGUGUCCUUUGUGGGUUCCCAACCUGCACAAGUGGAAGCUGACGGAUCCGGUGUUGUUGCCAUUCGCCCCAGCAGGACCUGUCGAUCCAUUGUGUAUCCUGGCCUAAACCCCUGAUGCUGUAGAUCAAAAAGUAUGCAUGCUUAUUCAUGACCAAUAGGUAAAAGCUGGUCAAGCUGCACCUUUGAUAGUUCCCGAGCUCCCACAUCACCACCACCGCCUUCUUUCCCCAGUCCCUCUCUUUUCCCUCGCUAUCGUCUCUCCUUCUAUUCUCAACACAUAAUGAAACCCCCAACUAUCACCACCACCUUCCUCUCCCUCCUCCCCUUCACCCUCUCCCACCCCUCCACCCCCCACCCCCUCAUCCCUCCCAAAGUCGACCUAGGCCCCUACAACCCCUCCCACACCCGCCGCUCCUCCCCCCACCACGGCUCAGGCCUCUUCCCCCAGCUCCUCUCCCACCCCUCCCCCUCCCUCGGCACAUUCGGCCAACGAUACUGGUACUCAACAGAAUGGUACUCCGGCCCAGGCGCCCCAAUCAUCCUCUUCAACCCCGGCGAACAAGACGCCUCCAACUUUGACGAAGCCUACCUCUCCAACCAGCGGUUGCCAGGCCGCAUAGCACAAGCCGUCGGGGGUGCCGUCGUGGUGGUGGAACAUCGCUAUUACGGGGAGUCAUCCCCCUUUGAAGAGCUAACAGAGGAGAACUUGCGGCAUUUGACGCUGGAGAAUGCGCUGAGGGAUAUGCAGUAUUUUGCGAGGGAGUGGGAUGUCCUGAAAGGGGCCGGGAAUGGGACGGGGGAAGGGGGGCCGGCGUGGAUUUAUACUGGGGGGAGUUAUGCGGGGAGUUUGGCGACUUGGCUGAGUAGAUUGGAGGAGAAAGAAGGGGAGGAAGGGAAGGAGAGGGCGUUUUUUGCUUAUUAUGGGAGUAGUGCUGUUGUGGAGGCUAUUGGGGAUUUUUGGCAGUAUUUUGUUCCGGUUUUGGAGGCUAUGCCGAAGAAUUGUACGAGGGAUGUGGAGAGGGUGGUGGUAUUUGCGGAUGAGGUUUUGGGGGGUGGGACGGAGGGGGAGAAGGAGGGACUGAAGGAAAAGUUUGGGUUGGGGGGGUUGGAGGAUGAGGAUUUUGCUGCGGAGUUGACUUGGGGCUUGGCAUCGUUGCAGACGACGCAGUUUUACUCGGAGAAGAAUAUAGGGUACUCGCCGUUUUAUCGGUUUUGCGAUUAUGUCGAGGGGAUGUAUCCAGUGGACCCCAAUGCAACCGUUCCUGGAGAGGACGGGGUUGGGCUUGAGAAGGCGUUGGAGGGGUAUGCGAGGUACAUCAAGGAGGAUGUCGUUCCUGGUUUCUGUGCCAAGUCCGGCUACCCUGAAUGGCAAGAUGAAAACAGCACCCUCUGCCUCCAAAACAUGAACGCUUCCUCUCUGGCCUUCACCGACUUGUCAGUAAAGAACUGGGGAAACAGACAAUGGUGGUGGCUUCUCUGCAACGAACCGUUUGAGUGGUGGCAAAGCGCACCGCCACUGUCAUCGUCCUACCCAAGAGUCAUCUCCGAGUACGUGACAGCAGAGUACUGGGCUUCCCUGUGCCCGCGAUUUUUUCCAAACACGACCUAUACCUUGGCGGAAGGCAAGACAGCGGGCGAUGUCAACGUCAGAACAGGUGGCUGGGACUUGACGUCGAACGUGACGAGAACGAUGAAUACAAACGGGCAGUAUGAUCCAUGGAGGGAUGCGACGCUGAGCAGCACGUUCCGACCUGGUGGUCUAGUGACCGAAAUGGAAAAGGAUGGGCUGCAGGUGAGGUUGGUGAAAGGGGGGACUCACUGCAGCGACUUGGUUGGGCUGAACUGGGAAGCGAACGCCGAGCUGGAUGGGUUAGUGGAUGGGGUUGUUGACCAGUUGGCAUGGUGGAUAGGGCAAUAUCACAGUGAUGCCUACGACGGAAUCAGAAACACGACGCGGAAAUAA